AUGCACCAUCUUCGUGGCCAGGGUUAUGAUGGUGCCAGCUCGAUGGCUGGUAAACCGCAUGAGCAUGUGUUAGCGGUGGCUCUGCCUCUGUCAAAGAAGCUGCAGACCAGGAACAUCGACAUGAGCGCCGCCAUUGACGAGAUAGAUGUGGUACAGCAGGCGAUCGAAAAUGACCGCAAGAAUGCGACUGCUUCCUUCUUGAAGAUCUUUGCACAAGUACAGGAAUUGCGAAAGGACUGGAUGUGGAAAUCACCAGCCGACGAGCCGGUGUCCAACAGCAGGAUCCGCUUUUCGACGGUGGACCACCAGAUGGUGUCCUCUACCCAACACUUGGACCCACGACGCCAACGUCCUCGCGUGCGGCUCGUGUAUGGUGGUCACGACCAGCGCGUGUCCGAGUCACAUUGGGCCAUCGUGGUGGCCCUGGUGGCUUCCCUGAGCAUCGUGAUCGCCUUCUUCGUGUUCGUCGCGCUCGCGUUUGCCACGCGCUCGAGUGAGGACAACCAUCGCCUCGAGCACUGCGACACGCCAGCCUGUCGAAGCUUCGUGCAGCUCUUGGCUGCCAGCAUGGACACCAGCAGCGAACCGUGCGACAACUUCUACAGGUUCGUGUGCGGGAAAUGGAAGAGCAGUCGCUCGGUGUACCAGGAGCAUUUGUCCAAGUUCUUCGAAGAACUCGCCACUGCACUGAGGGAUGCCCGAGGUCUUGACAACGAGAAGACAGUGUCGGGAAAGGCGGCCAGUCUCUAUGCUGGCUGCGAGUCAGUACUUCUGGGAGGAAAUGACGACAUAGACGGCUUCCGAGAAGUGCUAAGCGAAGCCCAACUCUCUUGGCCAAAGCUCGAAGGUGCAGCGGAUGUUCUGGCGACAACAUUCCGGAUCAGAAAAUAUUUCGACAUUGCCUCGUUACUCAAAAUCACUAAGCUUGCGAAAAGUGCACCCGACAGCUCGACCGAGUCCAAGUUCCUGCUUGAACCGGGCGAUGUCCUAAAAUCGAAAAGUUACACGCAUAGGCUAUCUUGCAAUAACAAAUUCUACAACUCAUCUACGAUGUGGACAAACGCCUCUGCAAGCUACGAAUUCUUCAACCUAGUACUCAGCAUGGUAGCGGGUCCGAACAGCAGCCAUGAAUUUCUUAUCUUGCACGACAGCUUCGUCAGCAUAGGCGAAGAUUUCCGGGAGGCCAUUCAUCCAAUAACGAAUAGAACGGCGUUAGUGAGUCCCUUGACAGACACUUCGACCCUUUCGAUGUUCACGCCACAUUUCAACAAAACGCGCUGGAGCGACUUCUUUUCAAAGAACUUCAACACUGACGACACGGACAUCGUCAUAAACGUAACUGACGUUCACUAUUUGACUGCGUUCAGCGACCUCGCCAACAAGUGGAACGAGAGCGUUAUGGUGUGGUGCACGAGUUGGCUAGCUGUCGCAGAAAUGGCGCCCUUCAUGAGCAAGGACAUCGCUCUUCACAGGUUCAUCACCGAGACCACAGGCGAAGCUGCACCGAGGUAUUGCCUCGAACUGACAGAAAGACUCCUGGGAGCAGCCACCUUCAGCGCCUAUGCCAACAAGGCGUUUACCAAGGACGUGGUCGAAGAAAUACGCGCCUCAACCCUCGCUCUGCUGGCACCUAUCCAGGCGAAGAUGCUCAAGAGCACCUGGCUCAUUUCUCCCAGCAUUUACGACAUCGUCAAUGCGACCGAUUUCUUCUCAAUACUCAUCCAGGCUAGAGCGUAUCAACAAGAGUUGGACGCGAGUCUAACACGAAACAAUACGGCGUCCAUUGCCCGUAACUGGGUGAGCGCGGUUCGCCUGCGCACUGAGCUGUUGGACAAAGCUGCCGCUUUCUCCCGGACAACACACCUGGAAGAUGUUCACACAGAGCCUUCGUAUACAUUCUUCCACGCUGCGACUAGUACAGUCCGGCUCCCGCUCUAUGCGUCGAUGCUGCCGAUGUACGACCGCGGCCUCACGAGAGGAAUCAGGUUCGGGACGCUGGGUGUUUUGUUUGCUCAGGCAACCUUCCGAGGCCUGCUAGCCCGAGUGAGCCAGGGCAACGCCAGCCACCCCGACGACCAUUUGCGCUGCUUCUCGGGUCCUUCCGGAAACGGGUCCUAUUGUGUGGACUACGACAGAGCCGUCCCUCUGGAGAUGCUGGAGGAGCUCGUGGAACAAGUGUUACCACUUUCCGGCCGCAACGAGCUUGACAUUGAGCCACGACUAGAAGAAAUGCAAGCGUUCUUCGUGUCCAUGUGCUACCUGCUUUGCAGUCCCGAAGACGGCAGAGACGCCAGUGCCAAGUCCAAGCAAGCCUGCAACGAGGCAGUGAGGCACUCUCGUCUCUUCUCCAAGGCGUUCAACUGCUCCUUGGGCACGAAUAUGAACCCCCCGGACAAAUGCGAAUUUUUCUGA
Molecule: messenger RNA, 2412 nt
Organism: Dermacentor andersoni
Lineage: Eukaryota; Metazoa; Arthropoda; Arachnida; Ixodida; Ixodidae
Product: neprilysin-1-like
Biological process (GO): protein processing
Cellular component (GO): plasma membrane
Molecular function (GO): metalloendopeptidase activity
Source: RefSeq, a predicted model, not a curated record